Pungitius pungitius (ninespine stickleback) is the source of this 2729-nucleotide messenger RNA. It is a transcript of the gene ufl1, whose product is annotated as UFM1-specific ligase 1. The record is from RefSeq and is a predicted model, not a curated record. Gene Ontology annotation, molecular function: UFM1 ligase activity. NCBI's taxonomy places the organism in Eukaryota, Metazoa, Chordata, Actinopteri, Perciformes, Gasterosteidae. Bases 148 to 2529 code for a protein of 793 amino acids. Gene Ontology annotation, cellular component: endoplasmic reticulum membrane. Gene Ontology annotation, biological process: response to endoplasmic reticulum stress; protein K69-linked ufmylation; regulation of proteasomal ubiquitin-dependent protein catabolic process. The transcript is spliced from 19 exons.
CGUCAUACGUCACCGUUAAUGUUGACGUGUGGCUAAGUACAGCGCUGUCUCGUUGCCCAGCUAGCUGGAAUUUGCUCCCUGACAGUGGAUGUUUAAGGAAACCCACUGACAGCUGACUGCUUAUCGCAAACGCUUGAACUUUUAAGGAUGGCGGCUGACUGGGAAGAAAUCCGAAGACUCGCUGCUGAUUUCCAAAGAGCACAGUUUGCGGACACGGUGCAAAGGCUAUCGGAGAGGAACUGCAUCGAAAUAAUUGGGAAACUGGUCCAAGACAAGAAGCUGGAUGUGGUGCACACGCUUGAUGGAAAGGAGUACAUCACUCCAGCACAGAUCACCAGGGAGAUCCGGGAUGAACUCUACGUGCACGGAGGGCGAAUCAACAUCGUGGACCUCCAGCAGAUAAUCAAUGUGGAUUGGAGCCAUGUUGAAAAUAGAGCAGGGGAAAUUGCUAAAUCGGAUAAAAGGGUCCAUCUUUUGCUGGGACAACUUAUUGAUGAAACGUACCUGAACCGAUUGGCUGCGGAUGUGAACGACAAGCUGCAGGAGGCCGGUUUGAUCAGCAUCGCUGAACUUUGUAAAAACUACGACCUCCCGGGAGAUUUCUUAUCUGAGGAGCUGUCAAAGCGCCUAGGGAAGCUCAUCCAGGGAGAAAUGAACCAGCACAACAGGGGGGUCAUAUUCACUCAGGCUUUUGUUGCUCGUCACAAAGCCAGGAUACGUGGGCUCUUCAGUGCUAUCACCAGGCCAACACCUGUCAGCAGCUUGAUCGGAACAUUUGGAUUCCAGGAACAUCUCCUGUACUCUGUCCUGGAGGAGCUGGUGAAUACAGGACGCCUAAAGGGAAGUGUAGUUGGAGGUCGGCAGGACAAAGCCAUGUACAUCCCCGAUAUUUACUCCCGGACGCAAAAUGCCUGGGUGGACUCUUUCCUGCAGCAGAAUGGAUAUCUAGAGUUUGACGCGUUGGUCCGACUGGGGAUCCCCGACCCCACCAGCUACAUCACAAAGCGCUUCAAGUCCAGCAAGCUGCUGUUCCUCAGGGCAGCCUGUGUGGGUCCGACCCUGGUGGACCAGGUGGAGGCCUCCGUGGAGGAAGCCGUCAACUCCGCCACGUGGACCGACAUACAGACGAUUUUGCCCAGCUGCCUGUCCAUGGAGGACGUCGGGAUGUUGAUCAACCAGGCAAUGAGAAACACUAAUGUCCUGUCCUCUGCCCGAGUGCUGGGAGAGACGGUCGUCGUCAGCGAGAAGUUCCUCAGCAACUGCCUCUCUUUGUUCGACGACGCCAUGCAGCAGAAAGCUCAGAAGGAGGUGAAGAACAAUCCAGUGUUUCUCAUAACUGAAGAUGAUCUGAAGCAAGCAUCCAUGCUGACGGAGAGCUCAGCAAUCUCUAAAAAGGACAAGAGAGAUGCAGAGCGCAAGAAGAAGGCCACAGAGGGCAGUGGCAGCGUGAAAUCAGGAGGCGGAGGCAACGCCAGAGAGAUCCGGAUCCGUAAAACCAAGAAGAAAGGGAGGAAAGACGAGGACAGCGACGAGGAGAGCGGCCCGUCGCAGCAAAAUCGUAGUAAACAGUCCGGCGCCCCCUUUAUGGCGCAGGAGGAGAUCAUAGCCGUUCUAGAGGAGAGAGUGAGCGACUGCCCCGAAGAAAUCCUCGCCGAGCUGGCAGAGCAUUUAGUGAGGCCAUUAGCUAAAGCGUACCAGGAGGUGCUGCGGGCGGUGUUCCUGUCCUCCACCAGCUCCCCGUCAAGGGCCAACAAGAAGCAGAGCAUGAAGGAUCUGCAGGAGGAGAUCACCAAUCUGUUCAACAACAUCCGACUCUUUGAAAAGGGCAACAAGUUCUUCUCUGAUGAAACCCAGGUCCACAUAGCCAAACACAUUCUGAAGACCCUGUGCACCGACGUCACCAACAUCCUGGUCAACUUCCUGGCCGCCGACCUGAUGAUGUCCGUGGAGAACCCCGCAACCAUCACCAACGAGGUCAGAGUGAAGAUUCUGGGAAAGCUGUCGGAGGAGACCAAAGGACCGCUCAUGAAGCUGCACAACUGCCUCAACGGCAAAAGUGUUGAAGACUUCCUGAACAACAUAGAGACCUGCGCAGAGGUGUGUGGCUUAAUGCUGAAGAAGGGAGACAAGAAAAGGGAAAGACAGGCGCUGUUCCUGCACCGCCAGGCUCUCACCGAGCAGCUGAAAGAGGCGGAAGAUCCGGCACUGAUCCUCCACCUGGCCAGCGUCCUGCUGUUUCAGGCCAGCACCCACUGCAUGCUGCACGCCCCCGGGCGCUGCGUGCCUCAGAUCAUCGGCACCCUCACCGGACGAAUACCCGCGGAGCAGCAGCAGCUGCUGGCCUCCUACCAGAGCCUGGUGGUGAAGCAGCUGGUGAGCCAGAGUCAGAGCAGCAAGCUGCAGGAGGAGGACAACGCGGAGGAGCAGGAAGAGGAGGCCCGCGGUGUGCGCACGCAGCUCGCGGCGCUGACGCCGCAGCUCAAGGACCUGAUGCUGUCCAAGGGGAAGGCGUCCGUCACAGAGGACUGAACGUGUCGGGGACGGAGUGAGGGACUUCCUAAUGACUUAACAUGUUAAGAUGAAUACUCUUAACGCUGAUGUAUUUUUGUGAUUUAUCCAUGUGGACUGAAAGGAAAUUCCUGUUGGGAUGUCACCAUGUUAACAAAAGUGACAUGAAAAUCCUCAAUGAGGUUCUGAUUUUCAUGCAUUCAUUAAAGUUCUCCUCUGAC